Molecule: messenger RNA, 1136 nt
Organism: Ipomoea nil (Japanese morning glory)
Lineage: Eukaryota; Viridiplantae; Streptophyta; Magnoliopsida; Solanales; Convolvulaceae
Product: metalloendoproteinase 2-MMP-like
Exons: 1
Coding region: 12-1124 (370 amino acids)
Biological process (GO): proteolysis; extracellular matrix organization; collagen catabolic process
Cellular component (GO): extracellular matrix
Molecular function (GO): metalloendopeptidase activity; zinc ion binding
Source: RefSeq, a predicted model, not a curated record
UCAAAUCCAAAAUGAAAGCUUAUAUAUUUCUUGGAUUUUAUACUUUACUCCUUUCUUUUUCAAGCACUCUAAAUCUAAGUAGUGCCCAUUUCUUUCCAAACAUUUCAUCGAUUCCUCGUACGUUGGUCGGAAAUGGCAGCGCCGGCUGGGACGUUUUCCAGAAAUAUCUGGGCAGCCACACCGGCCAGAACGUCGCCGGAUUAUCAAAACUGAAGAAUUAUUUCCAGCGUUUCGGCUACAUUAACGCUUCUUUAGGCUCCAACUUCACCGACGACUUUGACGAUCUGCUCGAGUCCGCCGUCAAGACUUAUCAGCUCAACUUCAACCUUAAACCCACCGGCGAGCUCGACGCGCCGACGAUCCGGCAUUUGGUCAUACCCAGAUGCGGAAAUGCGGAUAUCGUUAAUGGCUCGUCCGCCAUGAACGCCGGCAAGUUUAAGGCGAACUCGACUGCCGUGCCGGCGCAUUACUCCUUCUUUCCGGGCCGGCCGCGGUGGCCGCCGGGGAAGACGGAGCUGAGCUACGCGUUCCUGCCGGAGAAUCAGCUCUCCGACGCGGUGAAGGGAGUGUUUGCUCGGGCGUUUGAGCGGUGGUCGGAGGUGACGCCGUUGACUUUCACGGAAACGGCGGCGUUCACGGACGCGGAUAUUCGGGUCGGGUUCUUCCGCGGGGACCACGGCGACGGGGAGCCGUUCGACGGCGCAUUGGGGACGCUGGCCCACGCGUUUUCCCCGCCGAACGGGCGGCUCCACAUGGACGGCGACGAGAAUUGGGUCCUCGACGGCGACUUCUUGAGCUCGGCCGGGUCGGUUUUAUCCGCCACGGAUCUGGAGUCGGUGGCGGUUCAUGAAAUCGGACAUAUAUUGGGUUUGGGUCACUCGUCGUUGGAAGGGGCAAUCAUGUACCCGACAUUGCCGCCGGUGACCCGGAAAGUGGAGCUCGCUGACGAUGAUAUUCAAGGGGUCCAAGACCUUUACGGGUCGAACCCGAACCCAAAUGGUACACUGCCGAUGUUGACUCCGAGUAACCAGAAGGACACAAGUGGCUCCGCCAUUGUUUCUAAUGCAUAUUGGGUUCAUGAGUUUUUAUUGCUUAUUGUACUAUUAGCUAUAUCUCUUUUUUAAACUUUUCAUAUU